ACUCAAAUCUAGUAUCAUGAAGUAAUAUGACCUAAUGUAGAAACCUUGUCAAGUUAUCGAAUAACAACAUCAAUGGUGAAUGGUGAUUGUAUUGUUACUUACCUUUAAUUAAAAUGAAAUCAAAUAAUAAUUGAAGUAGGACCGAUAUUAUGAAUUAAACGAUUAUGUUUGACGUAUUAAAACUUGAAAAUGGAAUAGAAAACAAUAGAAUUGAUCAUUGUUCCGGUCUUAAUUGACAUCUAAAAUGUUUUAUUAUUAUUUUCGUUUCUUCAAUUGGAUAUCCAGUAUUUUUGGACUAAGAAAACCUUUCAGUUCAUCAAUUGUUCAAAGAACAUGCACAUCAAAAAUAAUUUGGAGCAAGCUCUGGUCUUUAUGCAUUGUAGCAUCUGUUAUAGUAGCUCAUGUGUUACUCGUAGAUCUAACUCUGAAAUUCGAUAUUAAAAAUAAUUUAGAUGAAAUUUCAAACAUCAACAAUAUUUUAACUAACGUGGCUAUUAUAGUAAUUCACGUAACAAACGGCGAUAAUUUGUAUGUUAAAACAUAUGAAAUUUUUAACCAAAUGCUUUCUGACCUGAAAUUAAGCAACAGAAGUGUUAUGAUGAUGGCUCUGAAAUUUUAUAUAUGGUUUUCAAUACAGAUUCUGCUUUUCCUGGUUUGUAUAACCAUGGAGUUUAUUUAUGGCGAUCCACCUUUCGUUAUGAUUAUAAGGAUACCUAUUUUUCUUUCUAUGUAUCAUUUGUUGAUACAUUUGUGUUUAAUCCUAUCGAUUUUGAAAAUAAUCAACUUAGAAAUUAUCGAGAUGCUUAAACUGAAAAAUAGUGCAGCUUGCAAAAUUUUCUUUUUGGAACCUCAGCGAAGAAGAAUGACUCUUUUUUACUUCUUGGAUAAAAAUAUUUAUUUUAUUCAUCCGAAACCAACGGGGACAUUAUUAAAUUUGACAUUUAUGUGUAAAAUAUACGAUAAUCUCUGCACUUGCAUUCAUCUGCUACAGAGAUGUCAUGGACUCGAGGUUCGGUGCGUUUGUGUCUGCUUUAAUUUGUGAAUUAAAGUCCGAUUUUGGAAGUCUAUUUAUUUUUCAGAUACUGCUAAUACUCUGGUUAAUGUUCACAAGCGCAGUUACAUCUAUUACCUUAAUAUCUAACGAGGAGACGCACCACCCCUGGUUAGAGGCCAUAAAAGGCGUCCAAAUAUACGUCUGGUUCAGUAUCGAAUCUUACGUAGACGGUCAAAUAAGACAAGAAGUUGAGAAGACGGAUUUGUUGAUAAUCAAAAAUAUGAUCGACUUCAGAUGCGAUUCUAUCAGAAGAAGACAACUACAGCUGUUCCAACAAGUUGUCAAUUCAAACCGCUUGCAGUUCACGGCGUGUAAUCUCUAUCGUCUGAACUAUGCGACGGUCCUCGGGACUAUCAUGAGCGUCAUCACUUAUAGCAUUAUAUCCAUUCAGUUGUUUUAACUACCUAACUAAUGUGUAACGUGUGAUGAUUAGACGAACGCUUAAUUUUUACCAAAAGUUAAAGUAAGUU
Messenger RNA from Maniola jurtina (meadow brown), 1524 nucleotides. RefSeq lists its product as uncharacterized. The record is from RefSeq and is a predicted model, not a curated record. Gene Ontology annotation, cellular component: membrane. The transcript has 3 exons. Lineage: Eukaryota; Metazoa; Arthropoda; Insecta; Lepidoptera; Nymphalidae. Gene Ontology annotation, biological process: sensory perception of taste. Bases 999 to 1454 code for a protein of 151 amino acids.